This is a messenger RNA of Porites evermanni, 11097 nucleotides long. The record is from the annotation of a GenBank genome assembly. Lineage: Eukaryota; Metazoa; Cnidaria; Anthozoa; Scleractinia; Poritidae.
AUGGCCGAAAUGACGAAGGAAGGAGCGAAACUCCAUCCGUUGGUUAUAUUUUACGAUAGCGAAGCUGCUUACGGAAAUGUCUACCGUGGAGAUAUCAUUGAAAUUGCUGCCAGAUGCCACCCUGAUGUAGUGAAAGGUUCAUUUCAAACUCUGAUUAACACAAAUCAACCCUUGUGCGCUUUCGGUAAGUGAACUCCCGUGAUAAAAUUCAUCGCUGUGCGGUGUUGAAAAUCUACGCUGUCAGCAAGUUUUUGGCUGUUUUUAAUACUGUGCAAUUGCUUAAGAGGAAGAGCUUUGUCCUUCUACUGCUUACUGCAAUUAUGGCGUCUAAGGGUUUAUUUAAGCUUGGAAAAGCUCUAAUGUUCGGAAAAACCGAAAGUGUACUGGCGGUAAGCUUAAAAUCAGUUAUACACGGCCUCGUUAUUGUGUGUAUAGCGUGGCAGUGGUACAGAAACGGAAGUCAUGCGAAGAAAGUGCAACGAAGAGCCAAAUUAUUGUUCCUUCCUUUUUAUCUAGUCCUAAAUACCAUCUUGUCCUGAAUUCUGAGUCGUUCAGCAGAAAGAACGUCAUUAAACGUCCAAACUGCGUAAAAUUCUUCUGAACGUUUGACGACGCUAUGCGCUUGCAUGCGGUUUGUUGGCAUUUCCGGCAUGUAAAUUAUUAUAAACGUUCUGUUUUGUUCACGCUGAGUGAAUUUCAUGUUACUGAAUUCACAUCGUUUAGAAGGACGCUGACAGGUUUUUUUUUAUUAUUAUUAAGGAAUGGUAAAUACGUUUGAUAAUUUUGAACCUAAAAACUUCCAAAAUCGAUUAAAACUGAGGAAAGUUAUGCAAUCAAUGUAGUGACUCAAAACUAAACCUGAGAAAGUUUACUGUUUAAGACUUAGGCUUAUAGUUUCAAAUUAUGUGGAAUGGAGUAUAAAGGAUAUCUAAAGGUAUGCCCUUUCAAUGAAAGCCAUUAACGAAAUUUCUUUUAAAAAUUAAUGUCGUUUGUUUCUGUCAAAUGCCCGGCCAAUCAUAAAUUUUAAUUGAAUUAUACUAGUACAAUGUAAUUUGGUGAAAGUUGCCUUGUAACGACAAAAAGCCUCUGGCAGCUUUCAUUUUGAACCAAGAAGCUGAAAACAUAUUUGCAAUUUAAAAUUCCUGCACAUAUAUUUAGCUUUUAUAAUAGGUUGAUUCCUGGGGAUUAUAUUCCUUUAUAGAAAGUUACUUUGAAGAAAGUUCUGGAAGCAUCUUUUACUGUUGUUACUUAAUAUUCUACUAAACAGCUACUAACUUAACAAUAUACACAGCAAAUUCUCUUUUUAAGCUUGCAAAUCAAUAUUGUAAAGUUGCUGAAUUACUGUAUUUCCAAGCAUAGGUUGGUUGCUGAAAGAGUUUUUCUGGAAAUGUCCCAAGUAAUUAACAUAGUUGAGUUCCUAUUUCUAGCUAAGCUGCUUGCCAUAAAUACAUUAAUACUAUAAAAAGCUUCAUGCAUUGAUAAAAGUGUUCUUUGCUAGUAACAUCUCUGUAUUGAAAGAAACUAAGUAGGAAUUCAGGGCUUUCAAUAAUAUUUAAAGUUGCCUGGUAUAUGAAAUUAGUAGCAUUAUUGAGCAGCUAGGAAGUUAUAUUUUUCUUGCUCUAAACAUUAAGAGAAUAGCAGGUAAAUACUGCCAAAAAAUUGUUUUAAAUAUGAGCCUGACAUGAAACUACUAAUUAUUAUUUUUUGUGGGGAUAAAAUAAGCAAUGAAUAGCAAGUAAAGGGAAAAUGUUGGUCACAUGGUACAAAUUGACAUUCACUGUUUGCUGUAAAUGUGAUUCUAAAUCUCUUUAACCCUUUAAGCCCCAAUAUCCACAUACAAAUUCUCCAAACUGAUCUUGAUAUAUUUCCUAAAAGAAUGAGUUUAGAAAAUUUGAUAAAAGAUCAAAGCAUUUUCUCUUAAGUGAUUAUUUUAUUAAUUCUCAUAACCUAAUCUUUUGACAAUCUAUGAAUAUUGUUGGAAGAAAAUUGAUGUUGGUCACUAUUUCGAAUGAAAGGGUUAAUGUUAUUUUAUUUAGUUAUGUACCAGAAGAACAAUGUCUUUUCAAGUGAAGGUGUGAAUAGGUAUUUUAUUACUGUAUAUUUUCAUACGACACAAGUGGUUUAGUGCUCUUCAGAUACAACAUUAUGAAAUUAUUAUUGUAUAGUUAUUACUGUUACUAAUAAUAGUUAUUAUUGUAUAGUUAUUACUAUUACAUUAGUUAUUACAUUAUUACAGUAUAGUUUUCACAACAGUAUGCAAUGAUUAAAAGAACUUGUCUUUUGUUAUUUUUAAAAAUGUUACAGCAACAAAAGAAUGUGCUAUUUCAAAAGAAGACCUCAAGGACCAACCCUUUUUCCAAGAUGUACUGAACGAAUUUCUUUUUUGGAUUGAUGAUAUGGUUAAACUAGCAAAAAAGAAACAUGGCAAGUCAUUUGUACCAGGUAAGAUGCCAGUUUACAGGACUGUGAUAUACAGUAGUAUUAUCAACAAAGUCUUUUCAUUUCCUUUAGGAGGUUCUUUGUGUACUUGUUACUUGUUUACCAUUUAUAUGGGCAAACUGGUUGGUUCUCGGUUUGGGCAAAGGGUAAACAAAAGUUAGGGCAUCUAAUCCUGAAAUUGCAUUUAAUCUUUUAAAAUCUUCUCAAAUUAAAUCCGUUUCAUUGAUUAAAAAAUGGUCACAAGAUCCAGGGGCUCAUUCUCAACAGUCGUGAUAAUUUCUUGGGCCCAUGAAAAAUCAAAUAUUCAAAUCAAAAUCUAAAGAAUAACAGUGUCAGUCCUAUCUAACAAACCAGGCCAUUUUGUUUUGUUAACUGAUAGUUUAUGAAAUAAUAAUAAAUUAUUAUUAUUACAAUAAUUGCCAAGCUUUUGAAACCUGGAUCUUGAUUGUAAACAACAUCAGCUUUCUGGGCACGUAUCAGGACUUUCAAGAAAUGGAUUCCUUAACUAGUUUCAAAGAUGACGUUUGACAAGAGCAAAAGGAAUAUCCGUUUGCAACAUCCUGACCAAGCAAACAAUACAAACUUAAUGCAAACAUCCCAUUACUCCUUGAAUUUUCCAGGGGAACAACCUAAAAAAGAUUGUGUUCCAUUUGCUUUCCAACAUAGACUAUCAAUACCCCGGCUCUUAAUGUCAGCCCUUACAAUGUACAUGUAGCUCCCCAUGCUUCUGUGAUAUUACAAACAUCAAACCCAAGAGAAAGGUUUCUUUUAAAUUUUGUCUUAUUCAGGUGCAUAUGUAUGUAUAUGUAGUUAAAGAAGUCUAUUGUAAUACUUCCAAUUUACAUAUUUUUUUUCUUAAUUCAUAAAAAAUUAUUUUCUUGCAGUCUUAUGUGCACACCAUGGAUAUCAGUUUGACUUUUUAAUUUUGUUGAGUAACAUGGAGAGAUCUGGAAUACAUCACACCAUUCUCUCACAGCACAAUGUUCAUUUUGCAGAUAGCUUGUUAUUCUGCAGUGAGGUUGGUAAACUUGGAAUAUUGUAAUACAUUACAUGUAUUGUUGCAAACAUUUAUCUGUAUACCUUUUUUUUUAUUAACCCUCAAAUAAGCAUUCCUUAUCAUCAUCGUCAUCAUCAUCAUUAUCAUCAUCAUCAUUGUCAUCUCAUUAGGCAAGCAUGGCCUUAAGGUGACUUUUCACAAAUGAUGGCUAUGUCACGGGUUUUCUCCCAACUGUUCCAAUAGAAAUUCAUGAACCUCUCUUCCCCUGCUAAUCUACAUGAAAAUCGUGUUAUCCUGGGCCUGCCUAGCUACAUAUGUCCUACCAAAUGCAAGCCACAUGUUUCCUUUCCUCCUCUACCUCCUCUUGUUCACUUUUUUACUGACACAGAGUUUGGUUAUUCUCUCAUGGUUGCCAUGGGUUAGGAAAUGGUCAGGGUAGAAAACAUUUCUCUAAAGUCUCCAAGUCAGGGAAAAUUUAAUACUUUGAAAGAAGUCAGAAAAAAAGUGAAAUUUUCUUCCAACUUGCCAUGCGCUAAAAGCAUGGUUCGAGUUAGCAAGGGUUUGAGUUAUGGGGAGUCAACUGUACAUUUGUACAUUUUACGGACAUGAAUUAUGUUGUAUGUCUAGUAGAGUAUUGUUCACAAAAUCGAACAACACACUGCUGUUAGGUUUUCAAGAAAAUCAAUCCUUUUUGCACAUUAUGUUAAGGAACUAUCAAUUCACGUGCACUGUACAGUCUUGCUGAAAGCAUAAAUAAAUGGGUGGAGGGGAUGGCUGUGAGGGGAGCGUUAAGUCCUUUAUCAGAUUAACAUGUGCAAUUGUUUAUUCAAUUGGUCAGGGAAGUUUUACAUUUGUCCGUAGAAUGUUUUUGUGGUAACCAUGUGACUGCUACAUUUAUUUGAGAUAAGUCAGGUCCCAUAUCUGUGGCAUAACAGCUCUGCAUACCAGAAUUUAAUCCAGGGUAAGGGCUGCUGGGUGGAAUAUGUAUUAAGUGAUUUGAAUUUUUGUUUUGUUUCAUCACUUGUGGAUCACACAAAAUUAUUAAUAAACUAGAUAAUAUACACGUAUGGGCAGGAGAUCUGAAAUGGGUUCAUCACUCAAAUUGUUAUAUAUUAGCGGAGCUCGCACAAAGCAUGAAGCACCAUGGGAAAGAAAAUUUGGUUGGCUAUACAUCCAAGAAAUUUUGUUUCUGAGAAAAUCCUACAUACAUCCACCCUUUCAUGUAAGCUGGGGUGAAAUUUCACAUUUCAAGCACCCGCACAUUUCAGCAGUAAAUCACAUGUCCACCCUGGGCUUUUAGAGAGAAAAAAAAACAACAACAAUGCCGGGUCUUUCUUUCAACUAAAUUUUAAUGUCUACGCUGUGGUGAAUAACAGAGAAAGAGCUAGAGCAGUGAGAUACAAUGUAAAAACAAAGGAGAGCAAUUUCAUGGGAAGAAAAACAUGGAAAUUUUAUAGUGGCGGUGAGAAGAUGAGAAAUGCUAGUGGCUACGUAGAUGAAAAUGAGUGGCAGUGAAAAAAAAGCAAACAGUACACAUAUGACAUUUCCUCCAUAAAAUGGGUAACUAGGAAGUUUCUGGAACUGGAAGUGUCACUUUGUAGUCAUGCAAAACAGUGGCAAAUGUACAAAAAAGAAUGCUUCCACAUGCAAAGUUGUUUUUUUCUGCAAAUUAGACCUAAUGAUAUUUUUUUGCCAUUGCUUUCGUCACUUAGCAUUACACAAUUUUAUAUUUUGCUUGAGUAAACUGUAAAUAUUAAAGAGAGUUUCACUUUUAGCCCAGGCUACAGUAAAUCUAUAUACUUAGAUGAGACAUGCAUGAGCAGGAGAUCUGUACAAUGGGAGUAUUUUAUGGCACAGGCAAAAUGAAACAAUUAGUCAAGAUCUGUAUCAAAGUUAAUGAAGGUGCACCUGACUGAUAGUUAAUCCUUUUAUGAUUUCUUUACUUGUAGUUGAAAGAGAGUGGAGAAAAGUUAUUAAAUCGCACCAAACUUUCACUUGAUGGACUGUUCAGAAAAUUUUUUCCAGGAAAACGUUUCAAAGGUAAUAGAUCAUACAAUGUGUUUUUUACCUAAUGGUUAAUUUUUUUCGUUGAAUAAUUGCAUCCCCCUCUCCACUAGACAAAUUAAAUACAAUGUAAAUGUUAAUUUGAGCAUAUACAUGUACAGUCAGUAGAUUCUUGCAUUAAAAAAUUAAAAUGGAGGCAAAGGGCCUCUUUGCUUACUGCCAAGAAAGUUGAGACUCUAUCAUUGUGAUGCAACCACUAGCAAUAAUAUUAUUCUAUACUAGUAAUAACCAAAGGUUACAGAGUGCAGGCGACAAUGAUCAAAGUCAAUUUGCUUUUGCUCCAACGCCGUGUGUUUUCUGUAAGUUUCACCUGAUGGAUAGUCAAAACACGCAUGAUCAGAUUACUAGUGAUAGAAGGUCCAAGCGUGCGUGAUCAAAUUGCAUUCUUUGCAUUCCAUUCAUUCUUAUUGGAAGUCUAUACAAAUGCUGGCUACAUACAUGUGACGCAUGCAUAAUAACAACCUGGAGAUUAGGAUUGCGGGCAUCUCUUGCCACCCGCAAUUAUAUUGUUAGGAAGUGGGUAAUAGCCUAAUCUUAACUUUUGUCACCAUUCUAUUUUGCUAUUGUAGACAGACAUAGAGCUAUGGGUGAUGUGGAUGCAAUGGUGGAUAUUUUUACUCGCACACCAUUAAAGAAACUGCUACAUAAUAUGAAGUACUCAUCAACAAAAGACAGGUCUGUGCCAUUUAGAUAAGACCUUUUAAAUGUUUUUUCUUCAAAUAUUUUAGAUUCAAAUUCUUCAGCAAGUGAGCUAUCCAUGACCGAAAUUCUGAAACCUAGACGAGAGGCUGAGCCCACCCAAUAGCUGAUCAUCAAGGGUUUUAUUUUGAUCUUGAAGUUUAGAUAAUCUUCUGUACAUCCGUGUGUAUGAGUACAUAUCCUCGUCAUGACAAGUCUUACAGCUGCAGGUGACUGCUCAUGGGGAGGUUGGAUAAAUGUCAAGCACUUCAAGGAGUCAAACUAUUGACAAGUAACAGAAACCAAGACAAGGAGGUUUUCUUUGGUGGAAAAUCUCCAUUUUGUUACAAUCUAUUGAAAAUUCUGGUGCCACUGUGCUAUUUUUCAUGUCGACUUUUGUAUAAAGACAAAUUAUUGAUUUCUUGUUGUGUUUGUUUGAAAAUCAAAUGUCACUAUGUACUAAGGUACAUGAUUUCCCUUUUUUUUUCAAUUGUAGAUUAGAGUAUUACAUUUCGCAGAGUGGCUUGAAACAGCAGCAAGCAAUUUUAGAAGGUAAGUGAUCAUGCAGAUCAGGUGUUUAAAUAUUUGUGCAUGAAUUGUUGUCAUAACGGUCGGAACACACUGAUUCACAAGUUGCACCAACACGUCGCGGCACCAGAGCACUCUUUGCAGUUCAGGCGACACGUCACAACAACAAAUUGCUUUGUGGGUACUGCUCCCAGGGGUAGGGGCAUUGUCUGAGUCAUUUAUUUACUAUUUCGCUAGCCAAUUACACCAUUCGUUCUCAGAUCUUCGUGGGGCUGCCUUAUGUUAUCAGUUGUAAAAAUACCGUAUAAGUUUCAAUUGAAUUUUUAAUUUUAUUCGUAAUUUUUUAACACUUUUUAAUCUUUAUAUGGAAGUAGAUCAUCGCAGUUAUAGACGCAACCUUUUGCAUUUGCGAAAAGAAAGGCUUGUACGGGAUUCGAACCCUUGACCUCUGCUAUACCGGUGCAGCGCACCGGUGUAUCGCAGUUUGUGUAUCACAGAGGUCAAGGGUUCGAAUCCUGUACAAGCCUGAAUUUUUUUUCAGGCUUUAUUUUCGCAACUGCAAAAGUUGCUUCUAUAACUGCGAUGAUCUACUUUCAUGUAAUUCUUCACCCGGCAGUUCACAUAUAUGAUUUUCAUAUAUUCAUAACUUCGCUUGUUAAUCUUCUUGUCCCUUUUGUUCUGCCUUAGAUAAUUUUUGUAAGCUGGAUGCAUGUAGCAAGAACAUGGCGAUCAAGAAGUUGCUGAAAGAGGGGGUUACAUAUAACUCUCUGAGAACAAUCUUUGAAGAGUGCUGCUCCUUCUUAGAUUUUUUUGAAACUAUGAAAAGUUAUGGAAUUGAACGCAAAGUGGCUAAAGUCAUGGCCUUGCACUUUAGCGGGAAAGGAUUUCACAACCAGGGAGCUAAACCAUAUUCAAAGCUGCAUGAAGAGAAAACUACUGCAGACGAGUCGACAGGAGAUCAAAGUAGUGGAGAUCAUUCCGUGCAGCAAAAGAACUCGGAAUGUGUACAGCAAGUAAAGUUGGCUACUGAAGAAAGUCGGCCUGAAUCUAAAUCGUGUGACCAGGAUGCGGGGGGUGGCGAAGACUGGGAAAGAGAAGCAGCUACUGCAAAGCGUCAGAACUUUACUCUGAAAUGUACUACCUCCACUCCUCUGAGCCUUAUGGAUGAAGAUUUUUCAUCCACUUCAGUUGCAAAAACGACGAAGGAACUGAGUCCGAAAGAAAGGCGGCAAAAGCCAUCUGCAAAUACUGGUUCCAAGGUUACGCAUUCUCCUUCUGAAGCAAGUGAGUGUCGAAAAUCUGAUAGCAUUGGCAAGAAGCCUCAAAGUAAUGUCGCAGAAGCUGAAGUUAGAACAAGGUCAUCUACUCCAAAGUCAAGUACGGAGUCGAGGGAAAAGAGGCGUGGCACAUUAAACAAACCUGUAAAAAGUAACAAAAGGGACCCCAGGGCUAAGCGAGAGACAGUAGACUUGUCCCAGGAAAGCACAAAGGAGUUAAUGAAGGGGAAGAAAACAAAAUCAAAAGGUAGACCUCAGGAAACACCAGGUGAUAAGAAGACUAAACCAAUUGUUAGUGACAUUUCUUCAAAUGAUUAUGAAGCAGUAGCCGAGAUCAAACAGAAAUCCCAAGGCCCAUCUUGUGAUCUGAGUCCAUCCUCAGAUCAAGAUUCAACUGUGAAGUUGGAUGAAGAGUCACAUCCGACAGUCGUCUCCAGCCUUGACAAUGAUGGCUCCGAAAAAAGGGACGGACAAAAUUUCACCCGUAUUUUUGUAGGCGACAUCGCUAUUCUUGUUCCGGUUGACGACAAUGAAGUUUGUGAUUCUCUCACAAAUGAAUUACGUGACACUAAUUCGGAUAGGCAAGGCGAGCUCGAAGAAACUAGUGUUGCUGACAAUGUUAGAAGCGGGGAUGCAUCCUCCGUAUGCUCAGGAUCGUCAGCUGUUGCUGUGAAACCUGUACAAAUGGAAACUACGAUUCUGUGUGAAUCUAAUUCAACUUCUCCACCAUCACCUCGCGGAACUCUCUCAACUCGCCAUGAAGACUCAGCCCAUCUUGACAGUAUUCCCCAGCAUACUGAAGUGGUUGAUAAGGAGCAAGAUCAGAGUUCCAAGUGUGAGGAGACUCUUGUACUGGCUUCAGGCUGUGACGGUAAUCAUAGCCAGAUGGAACCUGAAUUUAAAGCAAUAGCAUCAAGCGAAAGGAAUUGUUCUAAAGGCUCCAGUGAAGAGGCCGGGGUAUGCGGCGACGACAAAAGCGUCAUUACUGAUAAGACCACUUCAAAUGGUAACGAGGCCGUGUUUGCCAUAGAGGAAACCAGAAACCAAGUUGAAAGGAAUGAUCUCAGUGUGACCGUUGCUACUGUCCAAGUUCAAGCACUCCAAGUGGAGAUUGAGGCAAAUCACCCGGAGUCGGUGACUGGGGAGAAUGGCUUCAAAAGUGGUCCGUACAAAGAGCUGGAACAAACGCCACUUGCUUCUCUGUCGGACGAUUCCUUAGACCAGGUAUCGUCUGGACGAUUUGUGAUGAGUGAAGGAUUUGCUUGUCAGGACAUGAAUACAGAUGAAGUGGACGAAAAUCGGCGUGAUCUAGAGGCUGAACUUUCAUCAGAUACCAGUAGUACAAGUGACGAGUCUUCAGUGGAUACAUUUUCACGUCAACCUCCACUCGGUGCAGAGCGAGGGUUUACACCCGACACAGUGCAACAGUAUGCUCAUCAAACAGCGUGGGUCGAGAGCAUGAAUGAAGGAGUACAUCCGAUGCCUUAUGCUACAGGUGUGAAUUAUCCACAUGGAUCUUUUCCACCUUAUGCUAACCCGUAUGGAACAUUUUAUCAAACACAACAGGCCCUUCCUCUUUUCAAGCCUUAUUUCUCAUCAUUUGGUUACCCCAAUCAGAUUCGACCCAUGGUUUCACCCCACGUUUUGCAGCCCCAGUCUCAGAUAUUCCUGCCGCCAUACCAUCAGUACAGAAAUCAAGUGAUGAUGCCUGGUGCAGUCCAGCAGGUUACUGGAUUUCCUUCAGCCGCUGUGCAGCCAUCGCAGUUUCGACCACAGGUUUACCAGGUUUUGCAAGGACCCUCUGGUUAUACGUACCCUCCUGUGCCACUCUACGGCAAUCCCAGCCAGCAAGCUCAAGAAUCGGCAAGUUUGCUGUUUGACGCUGAAAGUACGAAACCUCAACAUAUUCUGGCCCAAGCGUCCCCAACGCCUGAGUUUGCAAGCCCAACAAUGGGUGAGGAGAAAGACGAAUCUGGUUCUGAGUUAUCGUUGUCUACCUCCAGCGGUAGUCCAUUCGAAAUAAUCACUUUACCUGCGAGCGAUUCCUUUCGUCCAUUGUGCGACUACUCCGCCCUGCGUGAAGAAUCGUUUUCUGGACAAUUGGAACCUGAGUUUGAGAACUCACUGUUAGUGGCAAACGAAGGCUGUAAUGUUGCUCAGGUCUUGAACUCAGGUGUCAAGGAGAUGGCUAACGAUAAUGAUAAAUACGUGGACGAUACUAAAGACUCGGGUUAUUCAAAACAAUCAAAGGAGUAUUCGAGCCAGUCUCUGCCUCAAGAUAAAGUGGACUCUGUCCAUAAGCAGAUCACUAUCUUGUCCCGAGAUGAGAGUAUAGUGGCUAUGGAAAAACGGCUUUCACCUGAUGGGAGCUGCGUGGACACUGGUGGUGUAGAUUUUGUAAGCGACACCAUUUUUGUACAGAAAGUGGGAAGCGGCUUGGAAGAAGAGACCGCGUGUCAAAGAACUUUGCAAGAUCAAUCACAAAACAACGGUGAUUAUAGGCCAAGUAGUGAAUCAGUAAAACCCAAAUGUCCAUCUCCAAAGCCCCAGCGGAUCAAAGGAAACCUUAGUAGGAGGAACAAACCUGCAAUUUCCCAACCAGUUUCUGGCCAAAAUGCUGGUGGAGGUUCAGGUGAUAUCACGUCCGUUUCUGAUCCAGCUUCAGUUAGAGAGUCAUUACCAUUAAAAACACUUGAUCAAAAUAGAAGUGAAUCCGCUGUAACGUACGGUAAAAAGACUAAAACAACUCGCAGUCCCAAAACUGUAAGGUUCUCAAAUGAACCCACUGAACAUGAAUCGACGUAUGGUAAUUCCCGUGCUACCGCUGAUGACAAUAGCCAGUCCUCGUGUAGCCGAGGCCAAAGGACGGAGUCUUUGAGAAUGGAUAAACGUCUUGCUUGUAGGCUGUUAGAAGGCAAAUCACAAAGGCAUACAAAAGAAAGAACUCUUGGCACAGAGUCAACACCGGUCUAUGACAAGAGAAACUCGAGGAAAAGAAUUAAUAACAGAAUGAGGAGGCCAUACGGCGAGAAAAACAGACCACCAAAACAUCCUCCAAGUGCAGUGAAAGCAGAAACGGAUGCUAAAAUAGACCCGAAUAACAACAGAGGAUAG